AUGGGUUCAUCUGGGUCUAAAAUAGCAGGACGAGCAGCAGAAACUGGUGCUGGAACAGUCAAAAGACAGUUGGGAGCCACUCCAUCCACAUAUAUUCCAUCCAAUAAUUCAGUAUUGGCAGCUAGGGCUCAGCAACAAACUGCAUCUGACAGUGACUACAGUAUGAAAAUAGCAGAGCAACAAAAAAUAGACGGGGAUGAGCAAAAGGAGCAUCAAAAGAUGGUAGAUGCGUUCCAUCAGCUGCAUGCAACAGUGGAUAAGCGAGCAAUCCCUACUAUUGGAUAUUCCAAGCACAAUGAGAUGUUGAAUAUUUUGCACAAGCGACAAAGCUCGGAUGCAGUAAAUAGGUUGUCAGAGCAAGCCAGAGAAAAGAUAAGACAGGAGCAAAAGGAACACAAGGCAUCUAUUAUGUCUAUUUAUCGCAUGCUCAAGACUAGACACUCUGGUGCGAGUAAUGUUCCAUGGAACACCGAUCAGGCAAGAGCAGAUCUAGGAUGGAGAAAUGGAUCUGGCAGCGAAGAGAUUCAAGCAAUGAUAAAAUACUACAAUACAGCUGAACCUAUUAUGCUAGCAGGAGAGGGAUCAGAAGUGGUCGAGGCAGUAUGGGUAAAGCCCAAGUAUUAG
Molecule: messenger RNA, 624 nt
Organism: Batrachochytrium dendrobatidis JAM81
Lineage: Eukaryota; Fungi; Chytridiomycota; Chytridiomycetes; Rhizophydiales
Exons: 2
Coding region: 1-624 (207 amino acids)
Source: RefSeq, a predicted model, not a curated record